Messenger RNA from Oncorhynchus nerka (sockeye salmon), 8888 nucleotides. Its product is annotated as forkhead box protein O3-like. Gene Ontology annotation, biological process: regulation of transcription by RNA polymerase II. Gene Ontology annotation, cellular component: nucleus. The coding region runs from base 1 to 1749 and encodes 582 amino acids. Gene Ontology annotation, molecular function: RNA polymerase II cis-regulatory region sequence-specific DNA binding; DNA-binding transcription factor activity, RNA polymerase II-specific. Lineage: Eukaryota; Metazoa; Chordata; Actinopteri; Salmoniformes; Salmonidae. The transcript has 3 exons. The record is from RefSeq and is a predicted model, not a curated record.
AUGAUCUCCCACUGGGGACAGAGGUUUGAGCUCCCGAAGGUGUCUCCUCGCUUCACCUGGACUCAGCUCUCUGACGGAGCCAUGAUCUCCCACUGGGGACAGAGGUUUGAGCUCCCGAAGAGCAAAGCAGGGGGAGUGAAAGGCCUGCUGUCUCCUGAGGGGCCGAGGAGCGUAGGGCUGAGUCAUGGCUCCAGUCCUUCUGCUGCUUGCAACACUGAGGAGGACAAGAUUAUUGGUACUAACUCCAUCCGCCACAACCUGUCUCUCCACACUCGGUUUGUCCGUGUCCAGAAUGAGGGGACAGGGAAGAGUUCCUGGUGGAUGCUGAACCCAGAGGGAGGGAAGAUGGGGAAGGGACCGCGACGACGCGCCGCCACAAUUGACUGCCCCAACGGCACCAAGUACCUGAAGAGUAAAGGACGGGCCAGGGGUAAGAGGCUUGGAGCCGGAGCUGGCAGUGGAGCUGUUGGUCGGGGCAGGCGGCAGGGUUACGGCCUGGGUCACGGGGCUCGACCGGGGAUGCAUCAGGGGUCUCCGGAGCAUGGUAGUCCUGCAGGGAAGGGCGGAGCAGGGGUGGGAGGAGAGGAGUACGAUGCCUGGACAGAUCUCCACUCCCGGACCUCCUCUUCGGCUUCGACACUUAGUGGCUGCCUUUCUCCCAUCCUGGCCGAGGCUGAGCCAGAUGAGCCAGAGGAAGGAGGCCUUUCCUGCUCCACCUCCCCCCGCCUCUAUCCUAGCCCUACCGCAACUCGCUCUCCUGCCCUGGGCACUGGGGGGCACUGCCCAGGAACCUCCUUGGAGCUGCCCCAACUCACUGACCUGACUGGGGCUAUCAGCCUGGAAGAGGGCUACCCCCACCCCCAGAACCACCAAACCCAGCCUCGUAACGGCUACCCCAGCCCCUACGGCACCGGCCCCAAGGGGGAAGGCUCCUACUGCGGCCCCGUCUACGGGCAGCCGCCCCUGGGCAUGCUGCAGCUCCAUGCCCCCAUGCCCAUGCAGACCAUUCAGGAGAACAAGCGAGCCAGCUUCCAGCGCCCCCUGAGGGCCUACUCAGAGAACAAUGCACUGCAGAGCCUGCUGACCGGAGGGCCUGGAGGUCCUCAGUACUGCAGUAAGGACAUGGUCACACUGGGAGGGCAAGGGGGGGAGUCACACACGCUGCUGACCCAGGUAACCAACGGGGUUCACAGCCACAAUCAUAGCCAUAGCAACCAUAAUCAUAAUAACCACGAGCAUGGACACAAUUCAGGCCCACACAAUGGUCACGGCUCAGUUCAUGACCAGAACCCCAGCGGUCAUCUUCAGAAUGGCCUCCACAAUCAUGGUCAACCCAACCUGGACUAUAACCAUAGCCACAAACAACACCUCAGCCCGGCCACUGACUACAACCAGAGUCACAACCACAAACUGAACACAAGCCAUGACCACACUCACCAGUCCAACCAGGGUCACCUCCACGGUCACCUCCAGGGUGGACCCAGACCUCCAGCCCUCCAGGCUCUUUCUCCCAGAGUCAACACAGACAUCCUGCAGCCCUACAGCCUCAAAACCCCCACCCCAACUCCUAGCCACUAUGGCCCCCUCACCCCCCACCUCCCCACCCCCAACCCCUCGUCCCUUCCCCCAACCCUGCCUCUGUUCUCGACAUACCCCAGGACCCCUGCCUCCGGCUGGCCUCCGCCCCGGCACCUCACCCCCACCCUCGCCACCAGCCCUACCCCGGUACCACCUACCACCAGGGUAUAACUAUGACUGACUCCUGGCAUGGCUACUACCACCACACUCUCCACCCCACCCAGAACUACCAGGGCCACCCCCACCACAGCACUCACCACCCCAGCCGCAUGGCUCCAGACCUGGAUGUAAACGUAGACAUUCUCCCCAGCAGCCUAGACUGUGACGUGGAGUCCAUCCACCUCAAUGACUUCAUGGACACAGAGGGGAUGGGGAUGGACUUCAACUUUGACGGCUCCCUGUCUCAAGGAGUGGGCAUGGGCAUGAGCAUAGCCGCUUUCGCCGGAGCGCCGCAGGGACAUCACAGCCAGAACUGGGUGCCUGGGUGAAGGGGAUUGGUCAGGGAAGCCCAAGGACCAAUCAGGACACAGCAGAAAAGCUUUUACCCACAAGGUCGAGCUGCAGAGGUCAGAGGUUAGGGAUCAGGGUCGGAGCGUACCCUUGGACUGACUGAUUGACUGUGAUGCUUAAUGCUCCAAGACAAAAUAACUGAAUGUGUCUUGUCAUGUUGUUUCCUGAGGGUCUCUUUAACUGUACAAUCUAUGUUCUCUCAUUCUUUCUCUUCCUCUCUCUUUGUUCAUUCUAUCCCUUUCUCUCCCUCUCUCUGUGUUCUCUUUCUCAUUCCUUCUACACUCUAGUGGUGCCACAGCACCCUCCCAGCUCUGUGCUAUCCCCCUGGUUCAUGUCCUUCAGUUUGUCUGCUCUACUUUAUCAAUAAUUUCUUGGCCAUCCAUAAGCUCUCAAGCACUUUUACAUCCGUCACUUUCAAAACAGAUGCAGUAUAACAAAGACCAGGGGAAAGUCAGUCUCUGUUGGCUUAAGUUGAAUUUAUGCAAACCCCUUUAUUAUCCAUCUCUUCUUAUAAAAAAGAGAGAGGCGGUAUCUUACUUGAGAACAGGAUCAAAGAACUGCAUAAAUAAAUGGGUUCAGCAGGUUGAGAUGCGGGUGCUUUUCAGAAUGUUUUGCAUACUGGUUGGAAAGUAGGGAGGUCGGGUGGAUGGAAGGAGGGAUGGAUGCAGGGUAGGAAGAGGGGGUUGGCUGCACCAGGGUCAGUGCAAAUUCUCCUUCUUCCUCAAUGAUGGAGGGAUGAAAAGAGGCAGGGAUAGAGGGAUGGAGGGAUGGAUUAAGGUCAGGAGUUCUCCAUCUCCCUGGUGGUGUCACCCACAAUAGAUGGAUGGAGGAAAAUGGAUGGAGGAUACAUAGAGGAUAGAUUGAGGAUAAGGUUGGUUGGUUGUUGUGUGCCCCAGUGUGGUCCAGGAGGACAGCCAUCCAUCAGACAGCCUUCAUCACCAACUAGUUAAGUGCACGAUCUCCUCUUUAAUCUGUUGGAGUAAUGCGAUGGUGAUGCAUCACUAUUGCAAAUGUAAUGUGUUGCUCCCCCCUCCCAUUCACCUCCAUCCGCGGACACACACACACACGCACGCACGCACGCACGCACGCACGCACGCACGCACGCACGCAAACACACACACACACACACACACACACACACACACACACACACACACACACACACACACACACACACACACACACACACACACACACACACACACACACACACACACACACACACACACACACACACACACUCACUCUCACCUCCGGACAGACUUUGUCAAGGCUUAAUGUGUUUUGGCCAAAGUGAUGAUUAAGGUCACUGUGCACUAAAUAGCGGAGGAGGUAGAGAUGGAGGGAUGAGGGAGGAAAGAAGAAAUGCUAAUAUUCCCUCUGUGCCUCUUCCUCUCCAUUUGGUGGAUUUAUGUAGCUUUCCCCAUAAUGAAAUGAGGAGUGAUCAGGUCCUAUCCUCUCUGCAUCCCUUCCUCCCUGCCUCCCAUCCUCCCAUUCUCCCUUCCUCCCUGCCUCCCAUCCUCUCUGCCUCCCUGCCUCCCUGCCUCCAAUCCUCUCUGCCUCACUGCCUCCCUGCCUCCCAUCCUCUCUGCCUCCCUGCCUCCCUGCCUCCCAUCCUCCCUGCCUCCCUGCCUCCCAUCCUCCCUGCCUCCCAUCCUCUCUGCUUCCCUGCCUCCCAUCCUCCCAUCCUCCCUGCCUCCCAUCCUCGUGCCUCCCAUCCUCACUGCCUCCCUGCCUCCCAUCCUCCCUGCCUCCCUGCCUCCCAUCCUCCCUGCCUCCCUGCUUCCCAUCCUCCCUGCCUCUCUGACUCCCAUCCUCCCUGCCUCCCUGACUCCCAUCCUCCCUACCUCCCUGACUCCCAUCCUCUCUGCCUCCCAUCCUCUCUGCAUCCCUGCCUCCCUGACUCCCAUCCUCCCUGCAUCCCAUCCUCCCUGCCUCCCAUCCUCCCUGUCUCCCAUCCUCCCUGCCUCAUAUCCUCCCUGCAUCCCUGCCUCCCUCCUCCCUGCAUCCCUGCCUCCCAUCCUCCCUGCCUGCCUGCCUCCCAUCCUCCCUGCCUCCCAUCCUCCCUGCCUCCCAUCCUCCCUGUAUCCCUGCCUCCCAUCCUCCCUGUAUCCCUGCAUCCCUUCCUCCCUGCCUCCCAUCCUCCCAUUCUCCCUGCCUCCCUGCCUCCCAUCCUCCCUGCCUCCCAUCCUCCCAUCCUCUCUGCCUCCCUGCCUCCCUGCCUCCAAUCCUCUCUGCCUCACUGCCUCCCUGCCUCCCAUCCUCCCAUCCUCUCUGCCUCCCUGCCUCCCUGCCUCCCAUCCUCCCUGCCUCCCAUCCUCCCUGCCUCCCAUCCUCUCUGCUUCCCUGCCUCCCAUCCUCCCAUCCUCCCUGCCUCCCAUCCUCGUGCCUCCCAUCCUCACUGUCUCCCUGCCUCCCAUCCUCCCUGCCUCCCAUCCUCCCUGCCUCUCUGACUCCCAUCCUCCCUGCCUCCCUGACUCCCAUCCUCCCUGCCUCCCUGACUCCCAUCCUCCCUGCCUCCCAUCCUCUCUGCAUCCCUGCCUCCCUGACUCCCAUCCUCCCUGCAUCCCAUCCUCCCUGCCUCCCAUCCUCCCUGUCUCCCGUCCUCCCUGCCUCAUAUCCUCCCUGCAUCCCUGCCUCCCUCCUCCCUGCAUCCCUGCCUCCCAUCCUCCCUACCUGCCUGCCUCCCAUCCUCCCUGUCUCCCAUCCUCCCUGCCUCCCAUCCUCCCAUCCUCCCUGCCUCCCAUCCUCCCUGCCUGCCUGCCUCCCAUCCUCCCUGCCUCCCAUCCUCCCUGCCUCCCAUCCUCCCUGUAUCCCUGCAUCCCAUCCUCCCUGCCUCCCAUCCUCCCUGCCUCCGAUCCUCCCUGCCUGCCUGCCUGCCUCCCUGCCUCCCAUCCUCCCUGCCUCCCAUCCUCCCUGUAUACCUGCAUCCCAUCCUCCCUGCUUCCCAUCCUCCCUGCCUCCCAUCCUCCCUGCCUCCGAUCCUCCCUGCCUCCCAUCCUCCGUGCCUCCCUGCAUCCCAUCCUCCCUGCCUCCCUGCCUGCUCUGCUUCAUGAAUAGGGUUCUCAUUCAACCCCAGCCUGGCUGCUUCCUCCAGCUGACCAACCACACAACACAACAGUUUACGCAGUCUAGAGUAUGUCCUAAAUGGUGCCCUCCUAAUUUUGGACCCUAUUCCCUCUACACAGCACACAUUUUGAACAGAGCCUCUAACGACAUCAACUCAGUCAUCAGUAUUCAGUAACCAUUAGUUAAAUCUGAAUUGGUACAAUAUCUCCUACUGCACUAAAACCUAAGCUUCUGGCCAAAAGUAGUGCCCUAGGUCUGCCCUAGGUUACUGUUAUUGGACUUGAUGUCCUCAGUCCUUUGACCUCAGUGCAGCCUCCUUUGUCCCAUCCUCCAUUCCACCUCUCACACUGGAGUUUAAAGCCUGACAUGUUUUACACUAGUGAAUUGGCACACUGAUUAACACAGUCAGCAAGAUAACAAUUAUUUGUUGCUAUCUUCCUUUCACAGGCCCUUUCCUCCUCUCCCUCUCUCUCUCUCUCUCUCUCUUUCUCUCUCAUGUAUGCUCUCUGUCUUUCUGUCUCUUUGUCCCUCUCUCUCUCGCUCCCUCCGUCUCUCUUCUUCUAUCACAUCCUCUCAUCCAGAGGUUAGAUGAAGGGGAAACAACAAUAAUUAACCGGCUAAAGAGAUCAAUUAUUUAUCAUUUUUAUUUCAUCCAAGUGGUGGUGUUUUCUCAUCUCAUCUUCAUGGCACCAGGUCAUAAUUCUCUCCGUUCAGAAAGCACAAGUGAGGUUUUUUGAGUUUAAGGUUAUGUGCAUCCAUUGAGAGGGGAAAGAAAGUGCUUGAACAACAAGGUCCUCCUCUAGUCUGGUCGCAGAUCACAUUGUGUUAAAUGUACAAAGAGCAUAGGAGUGGCUGGCUAUAAACAAACAGAUCUGGGAUCAAUCUAGUCCUUCCCCACUCCUCUCUUCAGAUUUCUAUCUGUUGCCUCGGUCUGGCUUUACUUUGCUGUUGUCUGUUUUUUUGUGGUCGUUCUGUUCUGUGAUCGUCAGUGAGGUCCUUUGUCUUGAUAGGGUGCUUUUUGUUCGCAGCAUUUCUAUUCUAAAGGGGGAGAGAGAGAGUCCUUGAGUCUUUUCAUAGCACCUGCCCUGCUCGAGAUCGAGAGAGAAGGAUUGAGAGGCAGAGAAGGAGAGAUAUUUUUAGGGUACAGGCUAGAAGGGAGGUAGAGGGACAAGGAGAGAACGAGGCAGAGAAAGGUAGAGAUAUGGGGAGGCUAGAAGGGAGGUAGAGGGAAGGAGAGAGAGAGGAGUAAGAGAGAGAGAGAGAGGCAGACUGUGAGACAGUAAUAUUUUCAAGCCGAGUAGCUUCCUGUGGAACUUGCCAUUUGAAUCAUGCCAAAUGUCAAGUGCUACUCUGCUGGCACCAACACACUAUGAUCAGAUAGCCAUGCUUCUGCUCUGAUCAGAUAACCAUGCUUCUGCUCUGAUCAGAUAACCAUGCUUCUGCUCUGAUCAGAUAACCAUGCUUCUGCUCUGAUCAGAUAACCAUGCUUCUGCUCUGAUCAGAUAACCAUGCUUCUGCUCUGAUCAAAGAGAAACAAAGAUGGGCAUCUUCACAGGGUUUUCUCUUCCUUUCAUUCGUCCUUUCUUUCUUUUUGACUUGAGAUGGCCUAUUGUUGUAACUCGACUGUAAUUUCGUAUCUGGCCCCAGUGUGCGCUUGCUUGUGUGUUGAGUUGUGUGUGUGUGUGAAGCACACAUGAUGAUGUACAAGAUGAUGUACAGAACUGAUGAUGGAAAUACAUUGCCCUGUAAUAUCACUUGUCCUGGUCUCCUUCAUGCCUGGUGAGGCAAAAUGUCAAAAAGGUUUAAAACACCUGCUCAUUCAAGGGUUUUUCUUUAUUUUAAAAAUUUUCUACAUUGUAGAAUAAUAGUGAAGACAUAAAAACUAUGAAAUAACACAUAUGUAAUCAUGUAGUAACCAUAAAAAGGUUAAACAAAUCAAAAUAUAUUUUAUAUUUGAGAUUCUUCAAAUAGCCACCCUUUGCCAUGAUGACAGCUUUGCACACUCUUGGCAUUCUCUCAACCAGCUUCACCUGGAAUGCUUUUCCCACAGUCUUGAAGGAGUUCCCACAUAUGGUGAGCACUUGUUGGCUUCACUCUGCGGUGCGACUCAUCCCAAACCAUCUCAAUUGGGUUGAGGUCGGGUGAUUGUUGAGGCCAGAUCAUCUGAUGCAGCACUUCAUCACUCUUCUUCUUGGUCAAAUAGCCCUUACACAGCCUGGAGGUGUGUUGGGUCAUUGUCAAGUGGAAAAACAAAUGAUAGUCCCACUAAGCCAAAACCAGAUUGGAUGGUGUAUCGCUGUAGAAUGCUGUGGUAGCCAUGCUGGUUAAGUGUGCCUUAAAUUCAAAAUACAUCAGAGACAGUGUCACCAGCAAAGCACCCCCACACCAUAACACCUCCUCCUCCAUGCUUUACAGUGGGAAAUACACAUGAGGAGAUAAUCCGUUCACCCACAUCGCAUCUCACAAUGACACGGCGGUUGGAACCAAAAAUCUACAAUUUGGAAUCCAGACCAAAGGACCAAUUUCCACCAGUCUAAUGUCCAUUGCUCAUGUUUCUUGGCCGAAGCAAGUCUCUUCUUAUUAUUGGUGUCCUUUAGUAGUGGUUUAUUUGCAGCAAUUCGACCAUGAAAGCCUGAUUCACACAGUCUCCUCUGAACAGUUGAUGUGUCUGUUACUUGAACUCUGUGAAGAAUUUAUUUGGGCUGCAAUUUCUGAGACUGGAAACUAUAAUUAACUUAUCCUCUGCAGCAGAGGUAACUCUGGGUCUUCCUUUCCUGUUGCGGUGCUCAUGAGAGCCAGUUUCAUCAUAGCGCUUUAUAGUUUUUGUGACUGCACGUGAAGAAACUUUCAAAGUGCUUUAAAUGUUCCGAAUUGACUGACCUUCGUGUUUUAAAGUAAUGAUGUGCUGUUGUUUCUCUUUGCUUAUUUGAGCUGUUCUUACGAUAAUAUGGACUUUGUCUUUUACCAAAUAGGGCUAUCUUUUGUAUACCCCCCUACCUUGUCACAACACAACUGAUUGGCUCAAACGCAUUAAAGAAGGAAAGAAAUUCCACAAAUUAACUUUUAAGAAGGGCAUCUGUUAAUUGAAAUGCAUUCCAGGUGACUACCUCAUGAAGCUGGUUGAGAGAAUGCUAAGAGUGUUCAAAGCUGUCAUCAAGACAAAGAAUGGCUAUUUGAAGACUUUCAAAUAUAAAAUAUAUUUAGAUUUGUUUAACACUUUUUUGGUUACUACAUGAUUCCAUAUGUGUUAUUUCAUAGUUUUGAUGUCUUCACUAUUAUUGUACAAUGUAGAAAAUAGGAAAAGUAAAGAAAAACUCUUGAAUGAGUUGGUACACACACACACACACACACACACACACACACACACACACACACACACACACACACACACACACACACACACACACACACACACACACACACACACACACACACACACACACACACACACACACACACACACACACACACACACACACACACACACACAGUUUAUAUUUAUUGGUAGAGAGGAUGGGUUCUGUGCUGUGGCCCUUUGGCCCCCCUCAGUCCCUCAUCAUCUUUAUUACAGAGACAUGAGGAUGCUUCUAUUACAAUCUCAUUCUGUACAUAAUCUAUAUUGGAGAAAAUUGUAUUAUAAUUUUUUUUGACAAGCAAAAUAUCAAUUUCUUUUCUAAAACGAUGUGUCUGAUCAUCUGUGACUAUAAAAUAAUAAAACAAAACAGAACAUA